Messenger RNA from Sporisorium graminicola, 4029 nucleotides. RefSeq lists its product as uncharacterized. The transcript has a single exon. The coding region runs from base 1 to 4029 and encodes 1342 amino acids. The record is from RefSeq and is a predicted model, not a curated record. Gene Ontology annotation, cellular component: intracellular membrane-bounded organelle. Gene Ontology annotation, molecular function: phosphatidylinositol binding. Lineage: Eukaryota; Fungi; Basidiomycota; Ustilaginomycetes; Ustilaginales; Ustilaginaceae.
AUGCUUCGCAGGUCUCUUGCCGCCACUGCGGCCAUCACACUCAUACCUCCAUUACUCUUCAAUGCAGCGGUGCGAUUGCACUGGAGCGGCUUCUUGUGGGCUUCUCCGCUUCUGCUUCUCGGAUGCGCCUUGAUCCUGCUGGCCACCUUCCUGUUUGCCUCUCAUAUCGCGGAUGUUCAGCUCGUCCGUCGGCGCCGGCAUCUCCACGAUGGACUUCGUUCUCUACCGCGUCUUGCCUAUCUCACUCCAGCGGCAUGGUCAGCCCAGCGCACUCGCCUGCAAUGGGCACGCGAACCGCACGGUGCAUCCUCCUUAUCAACACGAAAGUGCAUGGAUACUUCUUCACUGACUCGAGUUCUUGAUGAUGUCGUCGAACUCAUCCUGCGCGACUUUGUCUGCAAGUGGCAUACUCCCUUGGCUACAGGCUCGCUCGAUCCGACCAUCAGCGACUCUGCGCCUGAAUUUGUUCAGGCAGUGGAGCAGACAAUCCGAACUGCGCUCGACAAUGCCACAGAUAUCGUCAAGCAGCUCAAUCACGCCGAUCUGGUCGUGCGCAUACUGCUUCCUAGGAUCACUGCACACAUCCAUUCCUACCGCCGCGCUGAUGCCGACUUUCGUGGCUCGUCUGAAAACGCAGCUCAACUUGCUAGCUUCGAGACCGACCAGACCGACCUCUUUCUAGCUCGCAAAUUCGAGGGCGGGCGCCUUCAUCCUGCCGUAGGCGACAUGAGCAGCCCCAACACCAAACCGGCAGAGCAGGCAUUUCUCCGCUCCAUCUGCGCCCGGCUGCUACGCGCGUUGAUGCCGUAUCCAGAAUGCGAGAGCGCAUCUGUCAACAUUGUCGUCCGCGAGCUCCUCAGCUGCACAAUCCUUUUUGCAGUCAUCGAAUCCAUCAGCGACCCCGACUUCUGGAAUCAUCUUCUAGAGCAAAAGGCUGGCGCUGUCAUUCAUGAACAGAUCCUGGUUGGCAAGCUACGCGAUGCUUUGGACAAGCAAGAAACUCUCUCGAGUCCCAAGGUCGGCCGAACACGAAGCGUACCCUUUGUGGACAUUGAUGCCAAAAAUCUCUUGCCCUGGUCGCAGGAGACCAAGAAGGCGGAUCAAAAGUCGUUCGAUGCCUUUUUGCGAUCCAUCCGAUAUGCAACUUCUCUGCUGGAAGUUCGUAGAACCAAAAACGAUAUCGCUGUGCAGAUUAGGAAGACAAAGACGAACCUCGAGCGCUUGUCAGACAGUUCUCCCGACGGUUCCCGUGCAAAGCUGCAGUCAUAUCUUCAUCGCCUCGAGACUGCCUACGCUGUCGCCGAGCAGAAGAUCUCGCAGUUGGGCUCGGACAAGGGUCUUCCUACUGUCUCAGCCAAAGCCUCAGCGGGUGCCGAUCCAAACGCCUCUCGCGUCAAGUUGCAUGACGUGCUACUCAAUCCGUCUAGCCUCUCCUUCUUCAUGGAAUUCAUGGAUCGCCGCAAGAGAUCCAUCUUGGUACAGUUCUGGCUCCUGGUGGAAUCCUUCAAGAAUCCUCUUGAAGACGCUGAAGCAGAUUCAUCGACAGAACAGGAGCAACUCAACGCUGCUGCGAACGCGUCUCCUCCAUCUCGAGCGGCUAUCGAGAAUCUCAAAGAAGACUUACGCCUGUUUGACAGUGUCUACUACUCUACGUCUCCCAUAAAGGUGUCGAGGCGAUUUAUUGACAGCGCUAGACAGUUCCUCAGCAUCAGUGAAGAUGCUGACAUCACAGCAUUGCAAGUGUGGCGCGUCCGACGAGACGUUCUUCACGCUCAGAAAGAGAUCUACGAAGAGAUCGAGGAGGAAGACUGGCCAAGCUUCCGAGAAAGCGAGCUUUUCGUCAAGGCUGCUCAGGAUCUGCGCCCCAAUCCUCAUCUUGCCGCUGGUCUCGCAUCUAGCGUCGGCUCACUUGCCGCAGAUCCGCAAGUGUUCACAAAUACAACAUCCUUGGAAGCGAACGAGGGUUUACAUCGUCCAAUUGGACGCUCGAUUAGACCAAACCUGGAGCAUGCCGACCUCUUUGGCACUGACAAACCCAUGGGUCCCGAACCAAGACAUGCCGAUCUCUUCGGCGACUCGCCAUCCGGCAGCAGAUCCAAAGCCAGCGCCAAAUCGGAUAAUCUCGACAUUUUGAUUGGGGGGAGAACACAGCAUGCGGGGCCCGACGGAAGAACGCCUUUGUUUCGCGAAGAUCCUCUCUUUGACGAGCAGGACGAUGACGACGACGAUGGGCCGGACGAGGAAGCUCGUCGUGGCGACAACAGCUCUGAUUUGCAUCAGGUCGAAAAGAUGAACGAACUACAGAGCGUGCUGCAGACCAUCAUCGAUGAUGACAAUGACAAGAGCAGAAAGCGGUCAUCCGGAUUCGCGUCCCUCGGUUCAGAAUCAGGAUCGAAAGUGAGGCGCAGCAGCGAUCAAGACGACCAGCACCAAACACCUGACAGUAAGAAAGGCAGCGAGAUCGUCAAGAGCCUAGAAACUGCUGAUCGACCUCGCACACCUCGCGAAAGGAACAGCUCAAAAGCGGACGAUGGCUCUUUGAACGAUGCCUUUGCUGGGUUGACGAGCUUGAAUCUACGCCAAGAAAUCCGCAAGAUGGAUGCACAACUGGAAAAGCUCGAAGCACAAGCUGACAUUUUGGAUGCGCUGGCUCGGAAAGCCGAGCUGACGGGAGCGAGAAGCGGCGAGACGCGACUGCUAGCGCAGUCGAUCCAAGCGGUUCGAAGAGAAUCGCGCGACAUUCGAUGGCAGCGCAAUCAGCUCGAGCAGCAGAUGGAUGCAACUCAGCUCAUACCCGGUCGAACAAAAAUUCUGAUCCAAGAUACAAUGAUCUCGGUUGAUCAGGAAGGAAAAGAGUACGCAGUCUACCUCAUCGAGGUCAGCAUUGUAGACAAUGGGAAGAGCGAGUCUGACGACCACGGUAGGAAACCAGAUUUGGCCGUGCGGGCUGCACGUGGCUGGAUCGUAGGUAGAAGAUAUUCCGAGUUCUGGUCCUUGCAUCAAGCGCUGAAAGAGCGCUAUGCCGAAGUGCGGACGCUCGAGUCAGACUUUCCCGGCAAGAGGCUGGUCGGGCUGGUCCAUGCACCUUUCGUCGAUGCCAGAAAAGCGGCGUUAGAGAGGUACAUGCAAGCACUUGUCAAGCUCAAGGUGGCGUGCGAAAGCGAGGAGCUACGCAUCUUCCUUUCGCAGAGCCCUGCCGCCACAUUGCCGAGGAUUGAGUCGUCGGCCUCUGACGACGCAGCCACCUCACCUUCGCUCGGCACUUCGACCCCAGCUACACCCGGUAAACAGUCAGCCGCGUUUCCUGGCGGGGGGUUGGUCAAGACACUGUUCAAAGGCAUGACUGGCGUCGCGGAAGGUCUGGACGACCUGAUCGGGAUAGGUCCCUCGAUGCUCGAUGUUGUGGUCCAACGCCUGUCGACGCAGAUGCAGACCAGAUCAGGCGCCACUCUCGUCCAGGGCAUCGCUGAUAUCGACAUGGUCUCGCAAGCCAUGGACAAGGAUGCUACCGCUGCCGAGCUCCGCGAAGCAGCAGGUGCAGGCACGACCUACUGGACUGAGCCCAUCUGCGACCUCUUUACUGAGCUUUUCGAGCUGCACGAAAAGAACAAUUGGCUCCGUCGCCAAGCCAUUGUCAUUCUGUUGCAGCAGUUGUUUGGAUCCACAGUCGAGCGCAAGAUCCGUGAGACGUUCUCCAACGCUCUCUCGCCUCCCUCAAUCGCAGGCUACAUCUCCGCUUUUAAAGCCAGCCUCUGGCCCAACGGGGUGCUCAAGGAACCAACACCACCGAGGACUAGAGCGGAAAGGGACGCGCUCCGAGAAAACGCCAACAGCAAGUUGGCAAGCCUCAUCCCCGAGCUCGCCGCCAAUUUUGUUGGUCGCGAAAACGCACGAAAGGGAACGAGACGAGUGUUUGCUGCCUUGCAAAAUAAACGGCUCAACAAGCAUCUCAUUUACAGCUUGUUGGAUGUUGUAGUGGAUGAGUUGCUCGCUGUUCCAUCGUCAGCAGCGACGAAUACGCAACCAUAA